Molecule: messenger RNA, 450 nt
Organism: Penicillium oxalicum
Lineage: Eukaryota; Fungi; Ascomycota; Eurotiomycetes; Eurotiales; Aspergillaceae
Exons: 2
Coding region: 1-450 (149 amino acids)
Source: RefSeq, a predicted model, not a curated record
AUGCGCUGCGACCAAGCUAUCAUGUGUUACUGGGAUCGGAUAUAUCAAACUUUUAUAGAUCUGGUGGGAGGAAAUUGCCAGUAUCUGCGUCUCAUUGACGGCCUGACCGUCCGUCUCAUUCAUUCGCGAGUCCCGGAGGUUUCGCCGAGAGACUUCAGGUUCUUGGAGAGUGAACUGGGACAAGGCAACUUGUUUCGUACCAUCCCCGCCUAUGACCGCCAAGCUGUUUGGGAGCGGUUGAUCAAUAUACAUUUCCAAAUCCCCACUCUCGAGACAUUUUUCAAGGAUAGACUUUACCUCGUGAUAGACCCACAGGUCUACAAGGCAAGGAAGCAAUCUGGAGGCGAGACAACUGGGAUUGGGAAGUCUAGGGAGAAGGAAGAAGAGAGAGAGAGGGAAAACCCACGAUGGGGAAAAACCCUCAAGACACAUGACCGCUGCUGGGCCUAG